Molecule: messenger RNA, 2892 nt
Organism: Bombus pyrosoma
Lineage: Eukaryota; Metazoa; Arthropoda; Insecta; Hymenoptera; Apidae
Gene: wdb
Product: serine/threonine-protein phosphatase 2A 56 kDa regulatory subunit epsilon isoform-like
Exons: 10
Coding region: 865-2448 (527 amino acids)
Biological process (GO): signal transduction; protein dephosphorylation
Cellular component (GO): protein phosphatase type 2A complex; cytosol; nucleus
Molecular function (GO): protein phosphatase activator activity
Source: RefSeq, a predicted model, not a curated record
AAGUGAAGAGGGCGACGGUGGAAGGAUCCUUUUUUCUUUUUAAUUUAAAUUUUACGUGCGGUAGAUGCCGAAAUUAUAGUAUCUUGUGUACGCGUAAUAAAAGGUACAAUGUUGGAAGAGGUCUCGGCAGGACUUAGCGCCUGACGGUCUGUCGGUCGUUCCGGCAAAAAUGAAAGAAGCUCGUCGGUCCGAGCAGCUGAUGGCGGCCGAGUGCUGUUCGAGCCUCAGUGUCCCUCAUCGAAGCGUUUAAGUGAGUGUGUGCGUUUAGCUGCGCGAGCGGAGUGCGGCUACCGCGUGCGGAAGGAAGAUAAUUCUGUGGAAUAGAUUUCACGCGGCGAAACACCGCUUCUAAAGGAGUUACGAGCUAUUUCGUAACGGUGCUUGUUUCACGACUUGGUAUCCGACACGCAGGCACGGUACGGUAAGCCUGCCAGCCGUUCCACAGUCUCCCGGUGGCGUGAAUCAAAUAUUUGUUCGAACGGAGAAAAAUCGAACAAGUGAACCACAGACCAAACGGCCGGUCGUGGUUUCAGGUAACGCAUAAUCCACAUACGAUCAAGAAAAAGACACGGUGCCGCUUGUGUGUUGCACAGUGUAGGUGGGAGAUUCGACGUACGACGGGGCGUGCGUUCGCGUGUGACAACGCCUAACAAGCGAUCGCGCCCCUUUUCUCGACCGAUACAAGAACCACCUCUGGCAAUUGUUCAACGAAUUUUUAUCGAACUGUGAACUUGAUGGAUCUCGUCGUUUGACAAACAUCCUCCGAUUAAAACACGUUCAGUUCUGUUACGCGGAAAAACUCCUCGUGCUAUGCGCGCAUUACUAUCAAUUUUCACCCCUCUCUGCUUCAGGAACCUCUGAACCAUGAGUUCAUCUUCUUCGACACGGAAUGCGACCUCCUCAGGGUGGAUGCAAUCUUCUUUAGUCGCGUCCAACGCCGAAAAAGUGCAGCCGAGGCACGAAAGUGCCUCCAGCAUUUCACUUCCCUCCAGCUCUCAUAGUGCCUCUGCUAAUCCCAACAUGUCGUCAGCGACUUUUGUGGACCGGAUAGAUCCCUUUGCCAAGAGAUCUCUUAAGAAGAAAUCCAAAAAAUCACAGGGUUCAUCUCGUUAUCGUAACUCUCAAGAUGUUGAGUUACAGCAAUUACCGCAGCUCAAAGAUGUUACACCGUCGGAACAGGAAGAACUGUUUAUCCGAAAACUCCGGCAAUGUUGUGUGACUUUUGAUUUUAUGGAUCCGAUGGCGGAUCUUAAAGGCAAAGAAAUUAAACGUAGUACACUCAAUGAAUUAGUCGAAUACAUCACAGCUGGUCGAGGCGUCCUUACAGAGCCUGUAUAUCCCGAAAUCAUUAAAAUGAUUUCUGCAAAUCUGUUUCGCACAUUACCACCUAGUGAAACUCCCGAUUUUGAUCCAGAAGAGGAUGACCCAACAUUGGAGGCGAGUUGGCCUCAUUUGCAAUUGGUUUAUGAAUUCUUUUUACGCUUCCUUGAAUCUUCAGAUUUUCAACCUACGAUUGGCAAAAAAGUUAUUGACCAAAAAUUUGUUUUACAGUUAUUGGAGUUAUUUGAUUCUGAGGAUCCUAGGGAAAGGGAUUUUUUGAAAACUGUUUUGCAUCGUAUUUAUGGGAAGUUCCUUGGUCUUAGAGCCUUUAUACGCAAACAAAUCAGUAACAUUUUCUUGAGGUUUGUAUAUGAAACUGAGCAUUUCAAUGGAGUUGGUGAACUUCUUGAAAUUUUGGGUAGCAUUAUAAAUGGUUUUGCUCUUCCUUUAAAAGUUGAGCACAAACAGUUCUUAGUUAAGGUGCUGUUACCACUACAUAAAGUAAAGUGCUUAUCGUUAUAUCAUGCACAGUUAGCUUAUUGUGUGGUACAAUUUCUUGAAAAGGAUGCAACCCUAACAGAGCCUGUUAUACGAGGCCUCCUGAAAUUCUGGCCUAAAACAUGUAGCCAGAAGGAGGUAAUGUUCCUUGGUGAAAUUGAAGAGAUCUUGGACGUGAUAGAACCUAGCCAAUUUGUUAAAAUACAAGAACCCUUAUUCAGGCAAAUUGCACGUUGUGUCUCUUCGCCACACUUUCAGGUUGCAGAAAGAGCACUGUACUUUUGGAAUAAUGAAUAUAUAAUGUCUCUAAUUGAAGAAAACAAUCAUGUAAUAAUGGGAAUUAUGUUCCCGGCAUUGUAUAGAAUUAGCAAGGAACAUUGGAAUCAGACGAUCGUAGCCCUUGUUUAUAACGUUUUAAAAACAUUUAUGGAAAUGAAUAGCAAGCUCUUCGAUGAACUUACUGCCAGCUAUAAGUCUGAAAGGCAAAAAGAAAAGAAGAGAGAAAAGGAAAGGGACGAAUUGUGGAGAAAACUGACUGAAUUGGAGGUAGAACGACGUAAUGCGCUUACUGCUACCUUCAACAAUCCAGUUCCUGCCACAACAACACCUACGACACGAGCCCGCCCUUGAGCUGGUGGGAAUUCACUCCCAAAUUAUUCAAUCAUUAGCCCUUAGUUUACGUCGAUUGUCCAUACACUACAUGCAAAAAUUACUGUUGUUAGUGGAGCAAAGUGUCUCACAAUGGCAUUCUUGACGUAAUUUCUUUCAUUAGUUACUAGCCUAACAGGCGAAGUGGAGAAAAGAAAAAUGAAAGAAUCAGUAAUCACAAUUUUAUUCUUCUUCGAUGCAAUGAUUGAUGAGUUCUAAUAUUUUUAUUGUGUACAUUAAUUUCUACUUUUCUUUUUUCCUUUUUCUUUAAUAGCAAUGAUUUAAGUUGUACAAUGUACUCAGUGUUAGCACAUAAUACGGCAAUAUUUUAUUAGUCCCUUCUGAACUAAAGUGUAGCUGCGCUCGGUGGGAGGAGACGAUCAAGAUGUAAAUUCAAAUAGAUAAAAUAUAUUGUUAUAAUAUUGA